This is a messenger RNA of Olea europaea var. sylvestris, 1932 nucleotides long. Its product is annotated as fasciclin-like arabinogalactan protein 4. NCBI's taxonomy places the organism in Eukaryota, Viridiplantae, Streptophyta, Magnoliopsida, Lamiales, Oleaceae. The record is from RefSeq and is a predicted model, not a curated record. Bases 244 to 1491 code for a protein of 415 amino acids. Gene Ontology annotation, biological process: abscisic acid-activated signaling pathway; mucilage biosynthetic process involved in seed coat development; multidimensional cell growth. The transcript has a single exon. Gene Ontology annotation, cellular component: plasma membrane.
CUUCAAGUUGAAGCCUUCUCAACUCAAGCAAUUUUCCUGUGCUGCCCCUAUCAGAUUUCUCAAACGCCAAAUGAAACAAACAUAAAAAUACACAAGCUGAGUGAGCGGUUCUAGAAUAUCCAUUCUAUAUAAUAAUAAAUAAUUCUCCCAUUAGCACAUCGCCAUCCCCACCCCCACCCCCACGUCUUCAACUUGUACACUUUCUUUACUCAUCCCAGCUCACUGCACUCCACAGAAGCAGAAAUGGCCAUCUCAAUCACCAUUCCCAGUUAUACCCUUUUCUAUCUGCUCAUCUUUUCUUCUUGCCACCUCCCCGUUUUCUCCGUUAAUGUCGUCGAUUUGUUAACCUCGUACCCCGAUCUCUCGGACUUCACGAACCUCUUGACAACAACCGCCGUCGCCGCCGAUCUGGCCCAACGCACCUCCGUCACGCUCCUGACGGUGCCCAACGCGUUCUUGCAUAGUUCCUCCCCCGAUCUCACAGCGGGGCACCACCCUUCUAGUAACCUCGCCGACGUCAUUCGAUACCAUGUCCUCCUUGAGUACCUGUCUUUGUCCGACCUCCGCCACAUGCCGCCAACUGGGAAACUCGUCACCACACUGUUUCAGACAACCGGUCGUGCAGCGUCUAACUCCGGCACUGUCAAUAUCACGUUUAGCCCUUCUUCAAACGCCGUUACUAUCUACUCUUCCACAUCUAAUGCUACUCUCCUUGCCCUAAUUAGAACUCUUCCUUAUAAUAUCUCGAUUUUCUCCAUUAAUUCGCUUCUAGUCCCUUACAAUGUCGAUCUAAUGGCUUCUGAAACUCGCCCGCCUUUGGGGCUCAAUAUUACGAAAACGCUAAUUGAUGGGCACCAAUUCAAUGUUGCGGCAUCGAUGCUCCAAGCAUCUGGGGUUGUUUCUGAAUUUGAAGCCGACGAGAGUGGUGCCGGAAUCACACUUUUCGUACCCACUGAUGAUGCAUUUGCCGAUCUGCCUUCAUCGGUGAAGCUACAGUCUCUACCGGCGGACAAAAAAGCAGUGGUUUUGAGAUUCCACGUCUUGAAUUGUUACUACCCAUUAGGUUCUUUGGAGUCGAUAGUGAAUCCGGUUCAACCCACAUUGGCGACGGAGCAAAUUGGGGCUUCGAGUUUCACAUUAAAUAUCAGUCGGGUUAACGGGUCGGUGGGCAUUGAUACCGGGAUAGUGCAGGCGUCCGUGACGCAAACGGUUUUUGAUCAGAAGCCGGUGGCGAUUUUUGGGGUUUCCGAAGUUUUGUUGCCGAGAGAAUUUUUUGGGAAGAAUCCAAUUGAAGUGAACAAACCAGUAACCGGGGGCGCUCAGCCACCGGAUAUUGCACUCUCACCCGUGGCCGGAAUGUACAGUCCAGGAGGUCGUGAUUCAUCACCGGCUGGAAUGGAAAUAAUAUCAGCAGCUGAGAAAGUACGAUUGCAAAGAUUAUUGCUGGGUUUGUGGUGUAUAUGGCUGAAUUAUCUAUAUCAAAGGCGCUGAGAUUUAAUUAUUUUUGGAAAAUCGAAUUGGAGUGGGAUAAUUCAUCAGUAUCACGAGGUGAUUUAUUCUUAAAUUGCCAAUAAUUCUAGAUCCCAAUUUCAUUUGUAUUAUUAUUUUUGUAUCAUUUUCUUGAAUAUGCAUUUUUCAAUUGUUAUUGUAAAGCACUUGAAAUUUUUUAUUAUGUAAUAUAUUACCAAAUCCAGUAGUGAAGUGACUGAAAAAAAAUCUUGGAUUAUUUGUGUACGUUUUUAUUGAAAAACAAGAUUGCAGAGAAAGCUGAAAUCUUGAUAUCUUGUAUUAAAUCGGAAAAUUUGCAGACUUUUUGGCUCAAAAAAAAUGCCAAAUUAAAGUGUAGACAUGCUUUCCUUUCUUGCAUCAUUGCUCCUUCUGUUUCAACAGUUGCUGCCUUUUAUCAUAUGUCUGCCACCGAAUAUUUGUGUC